AGAGCUUAUGAAAUCUAUUCGAACAAAAAACAAUAUUGAACAGCAGCGUGCGUAGCAAAACACAUAUUUCAAAAAUAUAAAGCAAUUCGCUUCAAGUUUUCUCCACAAGUUCUUUCUCCUUUCGCUCAAAUUUGAAUUUGCCGGGUCUCAAAUGGCGCCAAUUGCAGCUAAAAAGCAAUAUGAACUAUUACCAGUGGAGCAUACGCUCCAUAGAUGUUUACUCUGCCUGACCUGGAGAUGCACUUUUGCAACCCCUAAAAAGAAGAAGUCGUCAACAGGUUUCGAGAGCGUGCUUAAGGAUCAUCCUGCGUCGCGGCUGAUCAAGAAAAGUAAAGAUGAUCGAAAAGUAAAUAAAGCAACGCGUGUUCUGGAGGCCAAGAAGAUAAUAACAAACUCAUAUGAGUCGUGCGAUUUGUACCACCUGGCCAUGAAGAGGGAGCCAAUGGUGCGUCCCAAGCCACGCAGCUCGUCGGAGCCACCCAAAUGUGCGCCAGCCAAGGCUACAAGGCUGGGGGAGAUUCAAGAACGUGUUGAUGAAGCCAAUCUAAUCGAGAUGGAUGUGGAGUUUCGCCAGUUGAAUAUUUAGUUGGUACAACCAAAUGCUAAAGCAAUUCUAUGUGUAUUACUUGCACUUGCAACUAUUUGCCUGCAAAUUAAAAACAACAAAUAGUUUACUUGUAAUUGAUAAAUGCCAGCAGGCUGGGGGCUCUGUUUUUAUCUGUUUUGUUUUG
Molecule: messenger RNA, 731 nt
Organism: Drosophila busckii
Lineage: Eukaryota; Metazoa; Arthropoda; Insecta; Diptera; Drosophilidae
Exons: 3
Coding region: 152-586 (144 amino acids)
Source: RefSeq, a predicted model, not a curated record